This is a messenger RNA of Dendrobium catenatum, 639 nucleotides long. RefSeq names its product peroxisome biogenesis protein 22-like. The transcript has a single exon. NCBI's taxonomy places the organism in Eukaryota, Viridiplantae, Streptophyta, Magnoliopsida, Asparagales, Orchidaceae. Gene Ontology annotation, biological process: peroxisome organization. The record is from RefSeq and is a predicted model, not a curated record. The annotation marks the transcript as partial.
CUAUUCCUGCCUGGAAAGCAUACUCUGGCACAAAUUGUAAGGUAUAGGCUGAAUGAAGGGCGCAAGGUUACAUGCCAAUUGCUGGGUGUAAUCCUUGAGGAGACCACUCCGGAGGAGCUUCAGGAACAUGCAACGGUUAAAUCUUCUGUCCGGGAGGUGCUACUAGAGAUUACAAAAUUCUGUGAUCUAUAUCUUAUGGAAAGAGUUCUUGAUGAUGAAAGUGGGGAAAGAGUUCUCUUGGCUUUGAAAGAUGCUGGUCUGUUUACAUCAGGUGGUUUAAACAGUGAGAAGGUUCUCUUCUGUAGUACGGAAAAUGGGCGUAUUUCUUUUGUGCGGCAGCUAGAACCAGAUUGGCAUAUUGAUACAAACCCAGAUAUAAUACACCAGUUAGCAAGGUUCAUCAAGUAUCAACUUCACAUUUCUCCAACGAGAAUUGAACGUGCUGCACCUAAUGUGUUCAGUGCCACAUGCUUGGAGCAUUUCUUUGGGAUUUUGGAUUGAAGGUAAUACCUGCUGCAAUCAAUUGCAGGCCAUUUGGCUGCAAAGCUUUCAAAAAAAAAAAAAAUUUUUUUGGGUGCUUUUGCAACUUUCGAUGUGCAAUAUGAAAGUUAGAAUAUUGGCAUUGGAUGCAAAAUUUUA